This is a messenger RNA of Amaranthus tricolor (Joseph's coat), 1543 nucleotides long. RefSeq lists its product as uncharacterized. Gene Ontology annotation, cellular component: membrane. Gene Ontology annotation, molecular function: ubiquitin-protein transferase activity; zinc ion binding. NCBI's taxonomy places the organism in Eukaryota, Viridiplantae, Streptophyta, Magnoliopsida, Caryophyllales, Amaranthaceae. Gene Ontology annotation, biological process: protein ubiquitination. The coding region runs from base 449 to 1324 and encodes 291 amino acids. The record is from RefSeq and is a predicted model, not a curated record. The transcript has 8 exons.
CGUCCGUUAAAGCGUUAUGUCUGAAGAGCGAGUCAAACAAACGGCUCUCUAUCCACAUUGGUCUAAAUUGGGCGACGGACGUAAGAAGACGUUAUCACUAUAUCCCACCUAGAAGAAAAUUCUAACGAAGGCACCUCCCUUAAUCUUUCCUUUUGUUUUGAGUCAAAUUACUUGAAGCCUGAAAGCUAAACUCCGUGUCGUGAACAAAAACCCAGACCAGACCCACUCUUUUUUUCAAGGGAAUUUCCAAAAAUCUCUUUUAAUUCAUCUCAUCAUCAUCUCCUUUUAUUUUUCUCAAAAAUAAAAAACGCUUUUUUUUUUAUUUUUUAUUUUCUUUAUCAGAAUCUCGUGGAGUACUUGUUAAUCUACACCCAGAAAAAGUGCAGAAUCUGAGUGUGGUGAUUACUGAAUAUAUUGGUGAUCCAUUAGCUUGAUCCGAGGAAGAUAAAUGGGUGAUCAUCUUGUUCUCUGCGUGGACCGAUUGAUUACAUCAGACACUUUGCAAUCUGCAAAUGGUACCGAGGUUUUAGAGUCAUCUGGAGAUCGUCAUAAUUAUCUCGCUGAAUCAUCCCAUUCAAUGGAACCCGAAAUGGCGGUAGAAGAUGGUGUGCCUGAUGAAGAGCAGCCACUCAUUCAGGGUGUUGAGUGCAGAAUUUGUCAAGAGGAGGAUACGGUAAAGAAUUUGGAGGUGCCUUGCGCUUGUAGUGGCAGUUUGAAGUAUGCACACAGGAAAUGCGUUCAAAAGUGGUGCAAUGAGAAGGGUGACACUAUAUGUGAGAUUUGUCAUCAGCCUUAUCAACCAGGUUAUACUGCACCACCACCUCCCCCUAUUGAUGAUACUACUAUCGACAUCGGUACUCAAUGGACUGUGUCUGGUGCACCUUUAGACUUAAAUGAUCCGCGACUUUUGGCAAUGGCGGCGGGUGAAAGACGUCUGCUUGAAGCUGAGUAUGAUGAGUAUGCCGACACCAAUGCCAAUGGAGCAGCAUUUUGCCGCUCUGCUGCCCUCAUUUUGAUGGCUCUGCUACUCUUGAGGCAUGCACUCUAUGUCACAAGUCCUGAUGGAGAGGAGGAUGAUGUCUCCACUUUCUUCUCUCUUUUCUUGCUUCGAGCUGCUGGGUUUCUUCUUCCAUGCUACAUAAUGGCUUGGGCUAUUAGUAUAUUGCAACGCCGAAGACAAAGACAGGAAGCAGCAGCAUUGGCAGCUGGGGAAGUAGCAUAUGUGAUACAGACAGGACAACAUGGAGGUGUGCACUUCACCAUAGCGCCUGGUCCUGCCCCUGCAGUCUCUCAUCACCCCGAACCACAUCAAUUAUCUGCUUAGCUUACCAAUUGUGCCAAUUUUUUUUGGCUUAAACAACAUACCAUGCUGUAACUUUCUCGUUAAGAUAAUUAUACCAUUGAAGGGUCUUGAGAGUUGAGACACUCUGCCCGUAGCUCCCGUCAUUUGCUUGUAUAUAUGAAAACAAACCAUCAUGCCCGAAUCUUUGUACUUCAUAAUUCAUUGCAAGCAACAAGUUACCGAGGCUUUUGAUAUCAGUCA